Molecule: messenger RNA, 2136 nt
Organism: Xiphias gladius (swordfish)
Lineage: Eukaryota; Metazoa; Chordata; Actinopteri; Istiophoriformes; Xiphiidae
Gene: entrep2
Product: family with sequence similarity 189 member A1
Exons: 10
Coding region: 13-2136 (707 amino acids)
Source: RefSeq, a predicted model, not a curated record
AUUACAUUCUUCAUGCUUCUGUCAGCCGUGUGUGUGAUGCUCAACCUGGCGGGCUCCAUCCUCUCCUGCCAGAACGCUCAGCUGGUCAACUCUCUGGAAGACUGUCAACUGUGUGGAUGUGUGUUCCCCCCUCCUCCCCACCAGCUCAAGUUUGACAGUGACGGAGUGUGUGUAUGUUGCGAGCUGCAGCAGCAAAGUUCGAGCUGCAACAACCUGGGAGAGACACUGAAACUGAAUCCACUGAGGGACUGCAAUACCAUACGCCUACGUCUCAAGGAGCUGCUGUUCAGCGUAUGUGCCCUUAACGUCAUCUCCACCAUUGUGUGUGCUCUAGCCACUGCCAUGUGCUGUAUGCAGAUGGUCUCAACUGAUGUACUGCAGAUGUUUAUGCCACACAGAGCACGAGCCCUAAAUGCUGACUGUAUGACCCCCCAUGGAACCAUCCUCCACCAAACACUGGACUUUGAUGAGUUCAUUCCUCCUAUUCCCCCUCCACCAUACUACCCCCCAGAGUACACCUGCACCCCCUCAAUGGACGGACAGAGAGGCCUACACCUGGACUUUCCCCAUUCUCCCUUCAGUGCCAUCUAUGGGGUGCCCAUUAACAGCCCAGGGACCCUGUACCCAACUGACCUGCCGCCUCCAUAUGAGUCCGUGGUGGGGCAGACCCCUGCCAGCCAGGUCACCACCAGCAUAGAGCAACAGGCAACUGAGUCCAGUUUGUGUGAGAGAAACACCACUGCAGGUCUAAGCACUCAGGCCUCGGUGGACAGUGCAUCACUGAUGGUGUCAGAGGUAGCUGAUCCGGACCAGACUUGCUCCUCAGAGGACUUGUGCUCCCUGGAGGUCCAGGGCUCUGACUCCUCUCCCUAUGGCACACUCCACACCGCCCCCACUGAUGAAAGCUGCACCAGCCUGGAACUUUGUACACGUGACUCCUCACGUUGCCAUCGUGGCCUGCCUAACACGGACGCCCGCCCCAGUGAUACUGGAUACAGUGAGUCCUCACACACCCAGGAGUCUCUGGAACGCUCUCCAGACUGGUCCUCAGAAAACUUUAGCAACCUGGACCAGGAGGAUUCCACAGACAACACACAUCCAUGUGAGGAACUCAGGGCUGCAAUGCACAUAUGUGACGAGCUUCCAUCAGCCAAACAUUUACCAGAGGAGCCACCGAAAGCGUCGACACACUCCCUCAUUAAAGCACGAAUGAUGAGCCGGAAGCUCACGCUCCCUGUCACUAUCCCCCCGCCACCCCAGCCUUGUUCCCCCACCUCUGUGGCCUCCUCUGGAGGAACCUCAGCCAUAAGCCCUUUGGCUGCUUCUCCUUCCCCUCCUAGCAGGCCACGUGGCACCAGGCUGUGUUUCAGUGUUUGGUCACCCUCUUCUACAUCACAACCCCCCUCUACCUCAGUCCAAAGUGGCCACUCGCCCUCGGAGAGGCCUCGGGUGCUCCGAGCAGCCAGGAGGUACCGCAAGCUGGCACGCAUUGUCCGCUCCACCAGUGACCCUAUCUCCUGCUCCUCUACAACAGGAAGAGAAAAUAGUGGCUGCACCUCUGCAAACAACCCUGCUGCUGAAGCUUCAGCUCAUACAUCCCCUGAGCAAGAGCAAAGAGACAUUUCAGCGGAGAUAGUUGGAGCUAAAUCCAUUCACGUAUGUGUCAGGAAGCAACAGAAAGAGGACAGGAAAAUUGACAUCCAACUUAAACCCCGAUCCCUGCACACACACUCCUCCCACGAACGCCCACACUCCCUGGCUGACCUUAAGAUGUACAAGGACACCAAAAUAUUGGUGGCCAAGUUCCUGGAGCAUUCAAGCUGCAGUCUACCUCCUGAAGUCCAGCAGGUUGUCAACAACAUCAAGUGUGUCAUCAAGUCGGAUGAGAAACACAUGGAGGAGGCCAUCUUUAGUGCCAAUGUCAUAGAUCAGGUGAUGACCCAGUGUAUCAUAGGCAGUCCCCGGAAGCGAGACCAUGAGGACCUUCACCUCCAGAGCUGUGGCGCUUUGAGCUCAUCCCCGUCCCCUUCCAUGCGCCGUCCCAGACACCUCCCACAAACAACCAGCACCUACACUAACCCACUGGACUCCCCCUCCUCCGAACAAAGCCUUGAGUGCAGAGAAACUAUUCUUUGA